CCUUCCACUUCUCCUAAGGGCGACAUCACCCGCAAACAACAACCCGUUUAUUACUAUAGAGUAAACCAUUCCUUUCGCAACCACAGUUGGCAGUACUCAUCUAUACCUGACGGUGCUUCCACUAUGGCGACCAACGGCCAUUUCGCCUCAAUAGGCAAUUCCGCCAGUGACACUACCGCAUAUGAGCAUGGAGUACAAGUAAUAGAUGAGAAUAAGGAGUUCAACCCGAAUCUGUCGCAGUACCUGAGCCUUGAAAAUGUCACCUCCGCCGGAUUCAAUUAUCACCUCAUUUCCGUAUUCGGUUCGCAGUCGACGGGUAAAUCUACUCUUCUCAACCAUCUUUUCGGCACCCACUUCUCCGUCAUGUCAGAGAUGGAGAGACGGCAGACAACAAAGGGAAUUUGGCUGUCCAAAAAUAAGAACGAGAACCCAUCCAUGGCCAGCAACAUCUUAGUCAUGGACGUAGAGGGCACGGACGGCCGCGAGCGAGGUGAAGACCAAGAUUUCGAGCGCAAGAGUGCCCUUUUCGCGCUGGCGACCAGUGAGGUUCUUAUUGUGAACAUUUGGGAACACCAGGUUGGAUUGUAUCAGGGCGCGAAUAUGGGUCUGCUGAAGACUGUAUUUGAAGUCAACCUACAGUUGUUCCUGAAGGAUAAGAAUACCACUCACCGAUCGCUCCUGUUCUUUGUCAUCCGUGACUAUUCUGGAAUGACGCCGCUCAUGAACUUACAGAAGACAUUAAUGGAAGAUAUGGCUCGCCUUUGGGGUUCGAUAUCCAAACCUGCCGGUCUAGAGAACGCGAACGUGCAUGAUUACUUUGACUUCCAGUUCUACGGCUUGCCGCACAAAGGUUACCAGCCGGAGAAGUUUGUGGAAGAGACACAAAAGCUGAGCCUCCGCUUCCGGGACGGUCAGAGGGAUCCUAGCCUAGAUGCGCUAAAAGGCGAAUUCUCAGAUGGCGGCGUUUUCCUUCCGGAGUAUCACCGCCGUAUCCCUGCGGAUGGCGUUUCAAGAUACGCUGAAGGAAUUUGGGAUCAGAUUGUCAACAACAAGGACCUAGAUCUACCCACACAGCAGGAGCUGCUUGCGCAGUUUAGAUGCGACGAGAUUUUAAGGGAAGUGAUGGUGGCUUUCGAUGAGGCAAUCAUUCCCUUUGAAGACAAGCAGUCGCAAGCCGCUCGCCUUGGGGCACCUGAGAUUCUUGGAGGCCUAGGAGCGGCAAUGCGAUCGUCGCGUGCCAAGGCUGUCAAGGCCUUCGAAACUGAGGCUAGCCGGUAUCACAAAGGCGUCUACCAGCGCAAGAGGGCGGAGCUUGAAAGCAAAGCGGAUACCCGUUUGAAAGCCCUUUUCCAAGGUCAACUCAAUGCAGCGCACAAGUCUGGGAUUAUUGAAUUCAGCGACGCAGUGUCGACUGCCGUAAAGUCGGGACAGAAGAAGGGCACCGGGUAUGAUUUCGCAGAAAUUGUCAAUGAAGAAGCUAAAAGGGCCGUUGGAAAGUUUGAGGAAGUCGCUCGUGCCACCGCUGUGGAUGGUACUUCUUGGAGUGACUUUGAGCAAGAGCUGGCAUUAUAUGAAAAGGAGCUUGGGGAAGUCAGCGCACGUCUGAGAAGGGAUGAGAUGAGACGUCUUGCUAGCCGUGUGGAACGAUGGGUCCAAUCUCGACUAGGCGAAUCUGUUGGGCUCGAGUUCAACGCUCUUGGCUCUGGACGAGCUGGAGGUGGUGCGACGGAAACGGGUGAUCAGCCUACCGAGAAGAAGUUUUGGGAUCGUGUGUGGAACGUGUUUGUCGAGACAGUGCUCGAUGCCGAAAGGCGAUUCACAGACCGCGCUAGCAGCUUUGAUGCCAGCCUAGAGGAGGUGGAUGUUGGACUCUGGAGACUUAGGAGAAAGUCUUGGGGUGUUCUGCGGGCUAAAAUUGAUGAAGAGAUGAUUGAGGGCAACCUGCUGUUGAAGUUGCGCGAGAACUUCGAGGACAAAUUCCGCUACGACGAUGCCGGUGUUCCUAGAAUAUGGCGCCCGACCGAUGAUAUUGAAGGCAUAUACACUCGCGCUCGCGAAUCCACCUUGACCCUCAUCCCCCUUCUGUCCAAGUUCAAGCUAGCUGAGACGUCUGCGCCGCCCCCUCUGGACCGCUGGAUUGGACACACCCCCAGUUCUGCGACACCUGCUGACGAAGAAGAUCUGUCUCCGAUCGGAGGGGUGGAUGAGGAUGAAGGCAAGAGCUUGGAAGAAGAAAUGACUAUUGUCAGUGAUGCUAAGCGGCAGGAACUUACUGUUCGCUUCAAGAAGGCCGCAGAUGGCGUUUAUGUCGAGGCCAAAAGAAGCGCCAUUGGAGGCAUGACGCAAGUGCCCUUGUACUUCUAUGGCAUUCUCCUUGCACUUGGAUGGAAUGAGAUCAUCGCCGUGCUCCGCAAUCCGGUCUAUUUCUUCCUCCUUUUCGUAUGUGCUGUGGGAGUUUACGUGACAUAUCAGCUCAACCUGUGGGGCCCUAUCAUAAAGAUGACAGAGGCUGCCUCGAACCAAGCAGUAGCGGAGGGCAAAAAGCGGCUACGCGAGUUCCUAGAGUCAUCCGACACGGGGCGACAAGCCAUCGCUAUGUCAACCCCGGGAGGCUCUGGACGUGGGGUUGAGGAGCAUGAAAUGUCUCGUCUCAACAAGCAGGGGAAAUCUGCCGUCGCUGAUGACGAUGUGGAUGACUUGUAAGCCGGAUUAAACUGUAUUCUUAUUUCUUUUCUUGUUUUCUGUACUUUCAUUGUUUGAUUACACCAUCCUGUAG
Aspergillus alliaceus is the source of this 2776-nucleotide messenger RNA. It is a transcript of the gene sey1, whose product is annotated as dynamin-like GTPase SEY1. The transcript is spliced from 4 exons. The coding region runs from base 124 to 2703 and encodes 859 amino acids. The record is from RefSeq and is a predicted model, not a curated record. Gene Ontology annotation, cellular component: endoplasmic reticulum. NCBI's taxonomy places the organism in Eukaryota, Fungi, Ascomycota, Eurotiomycetes, Eurotiales, Aspergillaceae. Gene Ontology annotation, molecular function: GTPase activity; GTP binding. Gene Ontology annotation, biological process: endoplasmic reticulum membrane fusion.